AGCCUCGUAGCUAAGCAACUAGUAAACAUCCACAUGCAGGCAGCUGCCGACACAUCAAUAAUGUCGUCGAAUUACUCAGCGAACCAGUAUGAGAGUUCUUACAAGUCGCAGAGACUGCAGAACUGGUGCGUCUCUAAACCAUGCAGACAGAGACCCACUGCUCUAGAAGGUCACACCACUUUCAUUGCUGAUGACCGAGGACAUCUGAUGCCAGGAGUUUCCAAGAGAGGAAGCUCCUGGCCGGCCUUCAAGGGGACCUGGGACCUCCCAGUUCGACUCCCCCCUCAGGGCCUCAACCCAACCAGCCGCUCUGUGGAGGGCUGGAACCGACUUCAGGCGCUUCACGGUGGUCCAAAACGCACCCGCACAACUCAGCCUCAAGAGGGCAGCAAAGACACGCCUCAUCAGGCAGAACACGAUGCACCGCAGGACUGCUCCACCACCAACCCCACCCCCCCACCUCCAGCCCAGUCCCAGGAACCCCCCGGCUGCUCUGGGGUGGAGGGGCCACCCAGCAAGGAGGGCCGACAACCCCUGCAUGUUUAGCAAGCAGUGUGUGAUCUUGGGUUUCUACGUCCAGGUGUUUGGUCCUGUACUCUGGCGUGCACACUCAUGCUGGCUUUCAUUGGUAGUUUGUACUUGGGUUGUAGCAUCCUUCUCUCUGUAUAAUAAAGAGCAUCUAUAAAGUCGCCA
Molecule: messenger RNA, 693 nt
Organism: Gadus macrocephalus (Pacific cod)
Lineage: Eukaryota; Metazoa; Chordata; Actinopteri; Gadiformes; Gadidae
Gene: cfap126
Product: cilia and flagella associated protein 126
Exons: 5
Coding region: 34-546 (170 amino acids)
Biological process (GO): cilium organization
Cellular component (GO): ciliary basal body
Source: RefSeq, a predicted model, not a curated record